GUACGCAUUACUCUGCUCGGAGUAAAACAAUACCGAGUUGAAAGUGAAGUACCCAAGAAAAGGACAUUACUCCCGAUUCAGAUCAAAACGUAAUUCCCAAACCCGCACCAAAUGCAUAUGCGCGCUGGCUGAAGUUGAUUCAAGCAUACGGAAACCUUUCCUCGCUCGCGUCUUCACCAAACAAUACUCAAUUCAUUCACUCAUCUAACUUGUCGGUAGCCCCUCAAACCACACACUUCAGGUGUUCGUUUUUUUGUCACAGAGAAAAAAAGUAAAUGAUUAAGCUCAACGCAAGUCAAUGACGAAGUGAAGAAUCCAAGACUUGAAAUUUUCAGCAAUCUAAGCCACCGACUGGUGAAGAAUCCGCCGAAAUGUUGGUUCAAGAUCGGAACUCUUCGCCGCCGGAAUCUCCCCGGCAGUCGAGAUUUAUCAGAGAUAAAGCCGCUUCAUUGCCCCGAACUCGCUUUGCUGACACCAAGAACCUCGAUUUCUCGGUGUGGGCUUCGGAGAAUCUGUAUAAAAUCCUUUCUUUUUCCCUCCUCAUCCUUACCGUCGUUGGCCUCUUUUACCUCCGCAAUUUCGCCGAUGUCACUUCUACCCUGCUCUGUAUGCAGACCGUCCAGACCAAAUCCAUUAAAACCGAGUUGCCUAAAAUUAACUGGAAGAACAUCCCUGCUAUCCGAGAUAGCUCUUCUCCCUUCUCGAAUUUCCGGUCAGAGAAGUGGAUCGUUGUCUCUGUGUCACAUUAUCCUUCCGAUUCACUGGAGAAGCUCGUAAGGUUAAAAGGUUGGCAAGUCUUAGCUGUGGGGAAUUCAAAGACCCCCAAAGACUGGAGUCUUAAAGGUGCAAUUUACUUGUCUCUGGAGAUGCAAGCUCAGUUGGGGUUUAGAGUAGUGGAUUUUCUCCCUUAUGAUUCAUAUGUCAGAAAAACUGUUGGGUAUUUGUUUGCCAUACAGCAUGGUGCUAAAAAGAUAUUCGAUGUUGAUGAUCGCACUGAUGUGGUCGAUAAUGAUAUCGGGAAACACUUUGAUGUUGAAUUGGUUGGGGAGGCUUCAAGGCAAGAGGUCAUUUUGCAAUAUAGUCAUGAGAAUCCCAAUAGAACUGUUGUCAACCCUUAUAUACAUUUUGGACAAAGGUCUGUUUGGCCAAGAGGUUUGCCCCUGGAGAAUGUUGGUGAUAUCGGGGAUGAGAAGUUCUACACUGAGGUAUUUAGCGGGAGACAGUUCAUUCAGCAGGGAAUUUCAAACGGUUUACCUGACGUGGAUUCGAUUUUCUAUUUCACUCGGAAGUCAGGACUGGAACCUUUUGAUAUUAGGUUUGACGACCAUGCUCCUAAACUGGCAUUACCUCAAGGUAUAAUGGUUCCAGUUAACUCUUUCAAUACCAUUUUUCAAUCAUCAGCAUUUUGGGGUUUGAUGUUGCCAGUUUCAGUCAGUAGCAUGGCUUCUGACGUGUUAAGAGGGUAUUGGGCACAAAGAAUGUUGUGGGAAAUCGGUGGGUAUGUUGUGGUAUACCCUCCCACAAUAUACCGAUAUGAUAGAACAGAGGCAUACCCCUUUUCGGAAGAGAAAGAUCUACAUGUGAACGUGGGUAAACUAAUUAAGUUCUUAAUAUCUUGGAGAUCACACAAGAAUGGUUUAUUUGAGAAGAUUCUGGAGUUGAGUUAUGCAAUGGCUGAGGAAGGGUUUUGGACAGAGAGAGACUUGGAGUUCACUGCCGCUUGGCUUCAAGAUUUGCUAGCUAUUGGUUACCAGCAGCCUCGACUGAUGUCUCUUGAAUUGGACCGACCAAGGGCAAAUAUUGGCCAUGGCGAUAAGAAAGAAUUUGUUCCUCAAAAGUUGCCAUCUGUGCAUCUUGGAGUUGAGGAAAUUGGGACUGUUAAUUAUGAAAUUGGAAACUUGAUUAAGUGGAGGAAGAACUUUGGAAAUAUUGUGCUUAUAAUGUUUUGCAGCGGGCCUGUUGAACGUACUGCUUUGGAAUGGAGAUUGUUGUAUGGAAGGAUAUUUAAGACAGUAAUUAUACUGUCAGGGCAGAAGAAUUCAGAGCUUGCUGUUGAAGAAGGACAGCUGGACUACAUUUACAGGUUUCUGCCUAAGAUGUUCGAUAGAUACACCAGUGCUGAAGGCUUUCUGUUUCUUCAGGAUGACACUAUCCUUAAUUAUUGGAACUUGCUGCAAGCGGACAAGUCUAAGCUCUGGAUCACUAACCAGGUACUUGCAACCAGAAAUUUAAUCAAUCUGUUAAAUGUCUUUGUUGCAUGACAAAGACACUCAGGCUGAAUAGUUGUUGUUUUGUGAACUUGUGAUGUUAUUCUGAAACAAAAUAAGUAGAUAUAUAGCUUCUGAAAUGAGUCAGUUCCACGACCCCAUGAUUAAUUGUAGGAAUUCUUCCGCACACCCUUAAAACCAAUUCUUCUAAUUUUAGGCUCUUAAAACAACAAGAUCAGUCUUUAAAAAGCUCAAACAUGCACCAUCUGAGACGACUGAGAGCUUGGUUGGAAACCUGCAAUUUCAGUUUUUGUUUUUUUAAUAGAAAUUCCAGUUUUUUAAACUUUAGUCCUAUUAUGAACAUUCUGUUUUUAUAACUCCUUUAUGCAAGAUUUCAACUGUUAAGUUGGAACAUUGUAGCUUGUGCUUAUUUUUCAACAGCUUAUUUUUUCUUUCAGGUGUGUACUUGGAAAAAAUUGACUGUGAUUACAAUCGACUAUAACCACGAUUGGUUAAUUAUUAAAAUAAUCUAAUUUUUCAGCUAUCCAGAGACUCGUAGCAGUGUAUUUAGUAGUAACUCUUAGAUGGGAAUAUAUGGUUCUUUUGUUGUUGUCCACAAAUUGUUCUCUCUUAUAAAUUCUAUCGUGCAAACAGCUAAUUUGUGUGUGAGAGUAACUUCAUUUCAAAUGCACUCAGGUAUCGAAAUCUUGGACCUCUGCUUCAGUUGAUGGUAGUUCUGAAUGGCUAUCUAAGCAAGCCGGCCUGGUCAAGAAAACUGUAGACACAAUGCCGGUUCACUUUCAAGUCAACUACAAAGCAUCAGGGGAAAAUGACAGGACCCUCACCUUAUGUGAAUCUGAGGUCUUCUACAUCCCUCGACCCUUUGUAACCGAUUUUACAGAUCUCGCGAAUCUAGUAGGUGAACUUGAAAUCCAUUACAAGGUUGCAAUACCUAUGUUCUUCAUGGCAAUGGACUCGAUGAAGAACUUCGAUCCGGUGUUAAAUUCAAUGGUUUAUAAGGAAAACCAGCCUAACAAUUCAACAUUUUAUUCUGCUGAAGCGCCCGCGGUUCGGCCGUGGACAGUAUCAAGUGAGCAAGAGUUCAUUAAACUGAUAAAGGUUAUGGCGGCAGGUGACCCUCUGCUAAUGGAGUUGGUGUGAUUGCAACUUCGAAACAUCUUAGAAUGAAAGUGGAAAAGUAGAGUGCAGAUAUGAAUUGUUCUGUAAUUCUUUGUAGAGUUAUCUUGUUCUGCGUUAUUGUUUUGUUGUUUUGUUAUAGGUUCAUCAACUUCAAUUGUACACAGUGAAUUGUGACAGAGUAUAUGAUUUCCAGAUUUCUGUAGUUUUUUAAUGAUGCUUUUUCGAAAGUCCUGGAAAAUCAUUGUCUCUAGUAUGAAGUCUAGAGAAGUGGUUUCAAAAGUCAUACUCCGGGACUAUUUCCCACUUCAAAGCUUUUCUUCUUUUACAUGUUUCUCUUUCCUCCUCUUCUUUUGCGUGUGCGAGUGAGGGUGUUUGGUUAGGACUCUAUCAGCCAGUUUUUGGUUGAUUUGAUUAUUAAAUGACUUUUUAA
Cuscuta epithymum is the source of this 3777-nucleotide messenger RNA. NCBI's taxonomy places the organism in Eukaryota, Viridiplantae, Streptophyta, Magnoliopsida, Solanales, Convolvulaceae. The record is from the annotation of a GenBank genome assembly.